Molecule: messenger RNA, 2182 nt
Organism: Acanthochromis polyacanthus (spiny chromis)
Lineage: Eukaryota; Metazoa; Chordata; Actinopteri; Pomacentridae
Product: polyadenylate-binding protein-interacting protein 2
Exons: 4
Coding region: 175-573 (132 amino acids)
Biological process (GO): negative regulation of translational initiation
Cellular component (GO): cytoplasm
Molecular function (GO): mRNA regulatory element binding translation repressor activity
Source: RefSeq, a predicted model, not a curated record
UUCGUCCAAUCAGGAGCGAGGACAGAGUGACGCUGCAGAUGUAAACAAACAGAGGCAGCGCGGCCAUUACAGUUCCUUAGAGUUCCUCAGAGUUUCCCGUUUGGAUUCUCCGCCGUCGAACAAAUCAGGGUCGCACCCCGGGCCGCACCGAUCCGUCCGCCGGAGAGCAGGGACAUGAAAGACCCGAGCAUCAGCAACGCCGCCCCGAACAUGACGAUCAGCAACGAGGUGAUCCUGAGCAACCAGUUCAACAACGAGGACGACCCAUUCGCAGAGUACAUGUGGAUGGAGAACGAGGAGGAGUUCAACAGACAGGUGGAGGAGGAGCUGUGGGAGGAGGAGUUCAUCGAGCGCUGCUUCCAGGAGAUGCUGGAGGAGGAGGAGCAGUGGGAGUGGUUCAUCCCAUCCAGAGACCUCCCCUCUCAGACCGUCAGCCAGCUGCAGGAGCAGAUCGGCCUCCUGGUCCUGGACGCAGACGUCCACGCCGACGCCGACUUCGAUGUUGUGGUGAACAGCAGUCUGAACCCCAACGCCAAGGAGUUCACUCCGGGCAUCCAGAAACAUGUCAUGUGACCCCACCUGGCUCCGCCCCCUACCCCAGUCCGCACUGUGACAUCGUCGACAAGAUGUCUGCCGUAUUUUCCAGCCGCCACUCGACCUUCAGCCUGACGUGUUGCCAAAGUUCUGCGCUCGCACGUGUUCCAGUUCAGAAUUCUUCCUGUUACUGCGACCCUCCACCCGUCUGUCUGUGGAAACUCUCUGAAUGUAAAUCAGCUGAGAGGAGUGUUUGUGUUCACGUUAAACUCAGAACAAACUGCUCUGCUGUCUCCACGCUCACCUUCAGCUUUUAUUUGCACUUUUCUUUUAUAGAACCUGAGAUCAAACCGUGGGCUCGAGUUUUAUUUGAUCGCCUUUAGCGCCGCCUCCCGUCAAAAAGCACUUUUCUGCUCGUUUGGUUUUACUGUGUUAGUUCAGAGUCUGGUCUAGUUUAGUUCCACUCUGAUCCAGUUCACGUCAUGUUUAGUCCACUGUUUAUCCGCUCUGGUCCAGUUUAGAUGUCAUCUAAUCCACUAGAAUCCAGUUUAGAUGUCGUCUAAUCCACUAUAAUCCAGUUUAGAUUUGGUCUUAUCCACUAUAAUCCAGUUUAGGUCAAAUUCAGUUUUGAUCUGGUCAGUUUGGUCUGAUCUGGUUCAGAGUUGGUAGAUCAACUCUGAUUCAGUUUCGUUUGCUUUGAUCCAGUUUAGAUUUGGUGUAAUCCACUAUAAUCCAGUUUAGGUCAAGUUCAGUUUUGAUCCGGUCAGCUCUGGUCUGGUUUAUAUCCGGGUCUGAUCCAGUCUUGGGUCUAGAUCAACUCUUUCGUUUGGUCUAAUCCUCUUUGUCCUGUUUAGAUAUGACCCAGUCCAGUUUCAUCCAGGGUAGAGUUGGUCUGAUCCAGUUUGAUCCCAUUUCUAUUUAGUACAAACAAGUUUAGAUGCAGUCAGCUCUGGUUUGAUCCAGAUCAGAGUUGGUCUGAUCCAGUUUAGAUCCGGUCUUGUUUGUAGAUCCGCUCUGAUGAAGUUUGGAUUUGGUACAGAUUGAUCCACCCUAAUCUUGUUCAUCUGUUCCAGUUUAGAUGUGGCCUAAACCCAUUAUUCCCAGUUUAAAUCCAGUAUAAAGCUGGUCAGAUCCACACUGAUUAGGUGUAGAUUUAGUUUGAUCCAGGCAACUCUGGCCUAAACAGGUUUUGAGCUUGGUUGAAUCUGUUAUUUGCACAGUCCACUUUAGAACCGCUGAAAUCCAGUUUAGACCCGGUCUGAUCCAGUUUAGAUCCGGUCUGAUCCAGUUUAGAUCCGGUCUGAUCCAGUUUAGACCCGGUCUGAUCCAGUUUAGACCCGGUCUGAUCCAGUUUAGAUCCGGUCUGAUCCAGUUUAGACCCAGUCUGAUCCAGUUUAGACCCAGUCUGAUCCAGUUUGGAGCUGUUCUGGUCCAGUGAGACCUGCUAGUUUUGGUGUUUGGUUGGUUCCUUUGUGUUUCUCCCUGCUGGCCCUCCGACUCGUCGUUGCCUCAUUAACUGAUGUCGUGUUGACUUUUUUCUAAAUGCACAGAAAGUACUGUAUAAAAAGUCAUAUAAAGAAAAAAAUGAUGUAAAAAAAUCUAUUUUUUCUUAAACUACUUGAAAAUAAAUGUUUAUGGAGAAAAAGCA